GUGCUCUCGGAGGCGGGCCUAGCGGGGUGCCCAGCGCGGAGCGGGCCUGCACCAUGGCGGCUCUGCUGGCCGCGAGCCGUUUAGGAGCUGCGCCUGCCGCUGCCCGGAGAGGCCCGCUGGUCUCCUGUCGGAGGUGGGCCGGUGCCCCGGCAGACACCGUGUACGAUGUGGUGGUGUCCGGUGGAGGCCUGGUAGGCGCCGCCAUGGCCUGUGCCUUGGGAUAUGAUAUUCACUUUCAUGACAAGAAAAUCCUGUUGCUAGAAGCAGGUCCAAAGAAAGUUUUGGAGAAAUUGCCAGCAACUUACAGCAACAGGGUCAGCUCCAUUUCCCCCGGCUCUGCAACGCUUCUCAGCAGUUUCGGAGCCUGGGACCACAUCUGCAACAUGAGAUACAGAGCCUUUCGGCGAAUGCAGGUGUGGGAUGCCUGCUCCGAGGCCCUGAUCAUGUUCGACAAGGACAACCUGGACGACAUGGGCUACAUAGUGGAGAACGACGUCAUCAUGCACGCUCUCACGAAGCAGCUGGAGGCCGUGUCAGAUCGAGUGACUGUUCUCUACCGGAGCAAAGCCGUCGGCUAUACUUGGCCUUCUCCCGCUUCCAUGGCAGACUCCAGCCCUUGGGUUCAUAUUACCCUAGGUGAUGGCAGCACCCUCCAGACCAAAUUGUUGAUCGGUGCAGAUGGUCACAACUCAGGAGUACGGCAAGCUGCUGGAAUCCAGAAUGUCAGCUGGGACUAUGACCAGUCUGCUGUUGUGGCUACUCUGCAUUUAUCAGAGGUCACAGAAAACAAUGUGGCUUGGCAGAGAUUUCUUCCCUCUGGGCCCAUCGCUCUGCUCCCGCUCUCAGACACCUUGAGUUCCUUGGUGUGGUCCACAUCCCAUGAGCAUGCAGCAGAGCUGGUCAGCAUGGAUGAGGAGAACUUUGUGGAUGCCAUUAACUCCGCCUUUUGGAGUGAUGCUAACCACACAGACUUUGUUGACUCGGCCAGCACCGUGCUGCACCAGGCUGUUGCCUUUCUGAAGCCCACUAAGGUCUCAGCUCGCCAGCUGCCGCCAAGCGUAGCCACGGUGGAUGCCAAAAGCCGAGUGCUGUUUCCUCUCGGUUUGGGACAUGCUGCCGAGUACGUCCGGCCUCGGCUGGCACUCAUCGGGGAUGCAGCCCACAGAGUCCAUCCCCUGGCAGGACAAGGUGUUAACAUGGGCUUUGGGGAUAUCUCCAGCUUGGUCCAUCACCUCAGAACUGCAGCCUUCGAUGGGAAAGACUUAGGCUCCAUGAGCCACCUCACAGGCUAUGAGACAGACCGACAACGUCACAACACUGCCCUCCUGGCUGCUACUGACCUGCUGAAAAGGCUCUACUCCACCAGUGCUACCCCUCUCGUGCUGCUCAGGACGUGGGGCUUGCAGGCCACAAACGCAGUGUCUCCACUCAAAGAACAGAUUAUGGCCUUUGCAAGCAAAUGAAUGUCCUCUUCUGCAGAUUAUAUUGAAGAAAAAUAAACAUCUUUUCCCAAGGCCAUCAUACAGUUUCAAGAUUUAAUUUAAUAAAUUGACUUUGUGUUAACACUCUCUACUUUAUUUUUCUCCUUUAUUUAAGAGGUUCGUGGAACCUAAACAAUGAGUGAUAACUUGCUGUGAGAAGGGGUAUAUAAACCAAGCCAAGAAAAACCCAAAAGGAAGACUAUUAUGAUUUUUGUUGAAAAGAAUUUUUUAUUACUAAAACAAAUCAUUAAGGUGCUAUCUCAUUUAUUUUCACUUGUUAACGAUCCUUUCUAAAGAUAAGAUCUAUAGGUUUGGUUUUUUUUUAAAUGCUGGUCAUAAAUUUAUACAAUUAUCUUUUGAUAAAGAAGAAUUAGAAAUAUUCAAUUGAUGCAUUUUUGUUCAAAUUACUGUUUUAAAAUUAAAAAUAAAUUGCUUUAACCUUUGUUGUAGGUGCACUGGACUUUCUAAAAAGAAAACAAAAUCUUGUUCAUUAUUACUUCCUUAUCACAGCAUCGGAUUUCCAUUUUAUUUAUGGUUCCUCUCUGGAACAUCAUUUCUGUCCAGUGACAAAACAAUAAAUAGUUUCAUUGCACAGGUUUGAAAACUUCAGGAGCCAGGUCAAAGGGAUAAUCUGAUUACUUAGCAGCAGACUUUGUCAUAUUUGGUUGCAGACUGGUGGCUGAUGGGUGUAGGGGUCUUUGAAGUGGGUGUUUGAAGAGCUCACUUCGCAGUACAGAGAUGACUCUUGAAGAGAUUUGGGAACCCAUUAGAUUUGUAUACUGCAGAGAAAAUUUUGCCCAAAAGUCUGAUUUGAUGAUGAAAUGAGAAGAAAUAGUCUGCUUUUGAACCAACCUAAACUAUUCUUAGUUUAGGUUAGCUUAGUUAUUGAAGGAAUGAAAAAUAUGUUUUAAUAGGGGAGCUUUUCAGACAAAUGUACAAGAUUUAUAAGAUACUAGAGUAAAAAGUGAUAGUUUCACAAAUGUUCCUGGACUCUCUGGAAAGAUGUGCCCAGAAUGAAAGUGGCAACUAAUGUGUAAGUUGUAAGACUACUAGCAGAGUCUAGAAAGAUCAACACUGAACGGGAGGGGAAAAGAUCAUCUUUCACAAAAACGGGAAAGGUAGCCCGGGAAAGGAGAACAUGGACUCCAAAAGUAUGCAAAUAAAAUCAGGCAAAAUGGGAAGAAUUUUAAGGCACAUCUUGCAAAGCCCUCCGUAACCCACAGAGGAUGUUCCUCAUAUGAUGAUGUUAACGCACAACAUCCACUAUGUGCCAGGUCAGGUCCUAAGUAUUUGAAAUAUGUAAACACAUUUAUAGAAAAGAAACUUAACCAACAAUAUUAGACACUAUAGGAUUCCUCAAUAAGAAGCCCAAAAGGUACACCAAGGGGCAGAAAGUCAAUUUUUUUCUAAGAAAUAAAAAUUCUUAUUCCAUAUUGCUCCUAACAUGGAUAAACUUGUUAAUUCUCUCUAGAUGUUCUAAUCAAGAUUAUCAGAAUUUAGGUAGACACAUCUCAAGAGUUCUGGAGGUACUUGGGAUGACUGAAGGAGUCUGAACAGCUUCUGUCCAUAAGAAAAUCUUCAGAGACAAGCUAUGACAAAGACCAGGGAAUCUUGCCUCUCUCGACCAUCAAACUGGCGGAGUCUUUAGUGAACACAGCUUACCUCUUGGGAAUUGUAUGGAACAACAUUUAGUGUAUGACUGUGUGACACAAUGGUAAGGGGUCUAGAAGCCAAGUGUCCUAUUAAAGAAGAGACCACAAAGGACUUGCAAGGAAUUUCCUUUAGGAGAUGGAGAGGCUAUGGAAGGAGGAACGAGAGAAGACCACUGAGAGGAGAGACUGCAGCUCCACAUAAGGGAUUUUUAACAUCAGUGCUGUCCCAAAUGCAAUGAGCUGUCUUAAAACAUGCAUAACCAGAAGCAAAAUACAGCUACUUAGAAAUGUUAAGGGGAUUCUGCAAGUUAGAAGACUGGAUUACAUCUUUGGGCUGUUUCCAAACCUAAAGAUUCUAUUAUGUAUUAACAUUUUGGAGGAAGACGAUGGGUAUCAAGGCGACCUUGGUAUAAUAAAAGUCAGUGUGAAAAA
Pipistrellus kuhlii (Kuhl's pipistrelle) is the source of this 3565-nucleotide messenger RNA. RefSeq names its product coenzyme Q6, monooxygenase (gene COQ6). NCBI's taxonomy places the organism in Eukaryota, Metazoa, Chordata, Mammalia, Chiroptera, Vespertilionidae. Bases 54 to 1463 code for a protein of 469 amino acids. Gene Ontology annotation, molecular function: FAD binding; oxidoreductase activity, acting on paired donors, with incorporation or reduction of molecular oxygen, NAD(P)H as one donor, and incorporation of one atom of oxygen; 2-octaprenyl-6-methoxyphenol hydroxylase activity. Gene Ontology annotation, cellular component: mitochondrion. Gene Ontology annotation, biological process: ubiquinone biosynthetic process. The record is from RefSeq and is a predicted model, not a curated record. The transcript has 12 exons.